Messenger RNA from Cyphellophora attinorum, 1032 nucleotides. RefSeq names its product putative oxido bli-4, mitochondrial. Lineage: Eukaryota; Fungi; Ascomycota; Eurotiomycetes; Chaetothyriales; Cyphellophoraceae. The transcript has a single exon. The record is from RefSeq and is a predicted model, not a curated record. The coding region runs from base 1 to 1032 and encodes 343 amino acids.
AUGGACGCCAUCAAGUCAACGAUUGCGGAAAACUUCGGAGGUGCAGCACACAGCGUCGCUGAUCAGUCUAACCAAUUUGACAUCAAGAAAGAUGUACCAGAUCUUUCUGGGAAGGUCGCGCUGAUUACGGGUGGAAGUGAAGGCAUUGGGUAUGCUACAGCAUACACGCUUCUCAAGGCCAAUGUUGCGAAGAUCUUCAUCGUCUCGAUGUCGGAGGAGAUCAUUGACGAAGCUGUUGAGACCGUUCGCACACAGCUCUCCUCUGAGCACGCCGACCGCAUCACGUGGUUUAAGUGCGACAUGUCUGAUCUCACAGCCGUCGCGGACGUCGCAAAGCAGGUGCGAUCUCAAACCGAUCGCCUCGACAUCUACUGCCAGAAUGCCGCGAGAGGCAUUAUGACCUACCAGGUCACAUCCUACGGCAUCGACAGGCACAUGGCAGUCAACCACAUCGGCCACGUAGUGCUGACAUCGCACCUCCUCCCACUUCUAAAAUCCACAGCCGAGAAGUCCACAGUACGCAUCCAAAUCCAGGCAUCUAAUGCACAUCAAGCGACACCGUCCGACUGCAAAUUCGCCUCGAUCGACGAGCUCAAUACUGAUCUUGGUCCGAAUGGUCAGUAUGGCCGUUCGAAGCUUGCUGGAAUCCUCUACGCCCGGUACCUUGACCGCCACUUACACUCGUCGCACUCGAAGAUCCUCAUCAAUGCGACGCAUCCCGGAUUCGUGGAUACUAAGAUGUCAACAGAGGAUAUCCACGAGCCAUACCCCAUUCUAGGCUACGGUAUGUCCAAGGGCAUGCAGCCAUUCAAGAAGGACAUCUGGAUGGGAUGUGUGAGUACAGUGUUCGCCGCGACGAAGACAGAGACCAGUGGCAAGUACAUCUGUCCGCCAGCGAUCGAAGAACCCGGAAAUGAGCUAGCACAAGACGAGCAGUUGGGCGAGAGGCUGAUGGAGCUCACGAGAAAUAUUGUCAAGGAGAAAUUUGGAAAGGAGAGUGUUGAUAAGGGGUGUCCGUUGAAGGACUACUAA